Owenia fusiformis is the source of this 11733-nucleotide messenger RNA. Lineage: Eukaryota; Metazoa; Annelida; Polychaeta; Sabellida; Oweniidae. The record is from the annotation of a GenBank genome assembly.
UACAAAAAUAUCGAAAUCAUAAGAAUAUUUAGGAUUACAUAAUAAUCAGCCGCAAGGACGUAUAAUGAAUACGUGAUUGAUUGUGCUUAGAGGAAGAUGAUUUAAAUUCAAUUGAUUGCUUUUUUGGAUUUCUCAGACAAUUUUGUGACACACCCAGAACUCAAUGAUACAUCGUUUUAGACUUUUCACGAAAUAAGAGUACAAGAAUUGCUCAUCUCGGGAGAGCAUUAACACUUGCAGACGCCAAUGAAGCGAGCAGAAUGAUAAUAGGAUAUAACAUAGCGGAAACAAUAAGUUGAUCUCAAAUAAGUUUCAUACAAAAACGUGCAAUCAAACUUAAAACCAAUUAAAAGCAGUAUGGAUUAUUAUAUUCUUAUAAUUAGUGUUGUUUUAUGCCAUACAUUGCAAAUUACAAAUGGCCAGUAUACAUUCAAGUGUCAAGAUGAUACAUGGAGUUUGGAUACUACCACCUGCUACAAGGUGUUCACACAGAAAGCAGAAUGGGAGGAUGCCCAGAUUACAUGUCAAAGGUAUGGGGGUAACCUAGUGGAGAUAUUUGGUUACCAUGAGAACAAACACGUUGGUGAGCUAGCUUGGGCCCAAGGUGUUAAGGAAUACUGGAUAGGACUAAAUAACAGAAGUAGCAGCAUAUCCUGGGGUUCUAUUGUGUCUUCUUAUAGUGUCAGUCAGGGCUACUGGGGUGCCUAUGAGCCAGAGGAUACGAAUGGCAUGUGUACUAAGAUCAAUGUCAGAGAGGACAGCUACCUGGGCAGGGAUUAUGAGUGGGGGUAUAGCCAAUGCAAAGAUCAGCUUCCCUUUGUCUGCAAGGCAGGGGCUUGUCUAAAUGGUUUUUUCCAGUGUGCAACGGGACAAUGUAUCCAGGAAAAGUUUAAAUGUAAUGGAGAAAACGAUUGCGGAGACUUCUCUGAUGAAAGCGACUGUCCUGAUAGCUGUAGAUACUACUAUGACGAAGAGACGGGGGAUUUUUCCAAAAAACCAUAUGAAAACUCAGAAAACUGCAGGUGGACUAUAGAGGGCACUGUAGGCAAACGUGUAAAAUUAAAGUUCACCAGUUUCAACACUGAGCUAGGCCUAGACCAGGUCCAAAUAUGGGCUGGAGGCAAAACACUGAGCACAGCUGUAUUGGUGAAGUCGUUGUCAGGUGAUCUUGGUGCCUCCUCAUCCCCUGAGUGGUUUGUAAGCCCUAACAACCUAAUGAUCGUCACCUUCAUAUCUGAUAAGAAUGUAGAACGUGAUGGAUGGGAAGCCCAAUGGGAAAUGGAGGAUAUUGAUGAUGGUGGUGAACUGACUGCUACUGAGGAUGACCAGAAUUUCACAAGUCCAAAGUACACAGAGGGCUUCUACAUGCAUGAUCAGAGAGUACAGUGGGUUAUCAAGGCCCCUGAGAGACAAAUUAUCACCCUAAAGGUGACAGACCUUCAAUUGUCUUCUAACAGAGAGGACUAUGUUGAGAUCCGUAAUGGCGGUAGUGUAGGAGAUGACGUCCUUGUGACAUACAGGGGGACAGAUAUACAACCUAAGUUCAUCCAAUCAACCACCAAUCAACUAUUUGUUUACUUCCAUUCUGAGACCUAUAAUUUUCUACGCCAAGGUUUCAAGUUCACAUAUGUACAAGGGUGCUCUGUGGAUGUGAAUGUAACACAGGGGUUAAUAGAAACGCCAGGGUACAGCCUAGGGCAGAACUACCCUAACUUUGUUACCUGUUACUGGAAUCUCACUGGUUCAACAGGGAGGCCUGUGUCUUUGGUCUUCAAGGAAUUUGACUUCAAAGCAAAUGACCAUGUCACAGUGAUAAAUAGAAAUAGUGGGGAGGUGGUUCUAAAUAAGCAAUCUGGAUCAUUAUCUCAUCUUCCUUUCCGUGUUGAGGCUUCUUCCAGUGUAUCUGUCAUAAUGUCCACCAGUGCAUUUGACAAUGGCAAGGGGUUUACUGCUACAUUCUCGUCAGAUUGCCAGGAUCCAUUGUUCAAUAAUAUGACAAAUCCUCAUCCUGAUAAUUACACACUUUACUAUGGGACCACUGUUGAAGUAUCUUGUCCCCCAGGUUAUGAAUUCUCUGGGGAGGAGUAUCGAGAGAACUCUACAAUAACAAUGGAAUGUCUGAACGGGGGAGUGUGGAAUGUGAACACGCCACCCCAAUGUCAACCAAAAUUUUGCGGUGAAGUUCCACUAAACACGUCUAACAUUCGCGCCAUGAGUUCAGGAGGUGUGACAUAUGGUCACAAUGUCACCUAUACAUGUGACCAGGGUUACACAAUCGUUGGAAACGCCACAAUAACAUGUGGGGAUGAUGGCUGGGGUGAACCUCCGACAUGUGAACCUGCAUCAUGCGAUGGACUUUCCGCUCCGCUGAAUGCAGAAUUGUCAGGAAAUGGAACAGUUUUUGGGACUAUCGUCAACUUCACCUGUGACCCUGGAUACAUAAUAGAGGGCGCUCCUAAACUGUUGUGUCAGGAAAAUGGAAAUUGGUCACACCCAGUACCAACUUGUAUAAAGUUGAAAUGCAGUGCACCAAUGGUUAAAAACAGCAACCAGACAAGCUUCGACAUAACUAGAGAAUUCCAAGAGACAAUAGAUGUCACUUGUGAUGGUGGGUACGGGAUACGUGGAUCCUCAGAGAAUACAACGUUCUCUAUGACAUGUAGCGAAACUGGACAGUUUAUUGGAGAGGAAGAAUGCCAAGAUAUCAAUGAGUGUUUGGUGGACACCACUUGUGACCAGCUAUGUCUGAACAACAAUGGUAGCUUUACAUGUGAAUGUCAGGAUGGCUAUAGGCUUGAUGCUGGUGGAGUGAAUUGCACUGAUAUUAAUGAAUGCGACGAAGGAAGCCACACAUGUAAACAUAAUUGUUCUAACAAAGAUGGAGGCUAUGAAUGCUCUUGCAAUGUAGGUUACACCCUAUACACCGCCAAUGGUACCAUGGAAUUCUUCAUACCACUUGGAGAGGAUGGAUAUGGAGCUAAUGAUACUUACAGAUUUAACCGCUCUUGUGUCUCAAACUCUUGUCCUGAGCCGAAUGGUACAGCUAAUGGUGACCUACUAAGCGAUAGGUCUGUCUAUCACCUUGGUGAUAAGGUGUUUUACUACUGUAACAUUGGCUACAGGUUGGAUAGUGAGAGUGCUUUAGAAUGUACAGCUGAUGGAAGUUGGUCUAAGCCAGUUCCUACUUGCGAAGAGCAAUUCUGCGAUAUGUUCAACACAUCAGAAUGGACAUACCCACCAUACAAUGUCAGCACAGACGAUACACAAAUAGCAUACCUUGCAAAUGUCACUGCCUUUUGUGACAUUGGGAACCCCAAUGAGACAACUAAGCACUUCCAAUGUCUUUAUGAUAAGACUGACGAUUCUUACAAGUUGAUGGGAAGUUCAUUCAACUGCCCAGUUGUCAACUGUGGUGAACCUGAACGACUGGAAUCUACAGAACCCUAUGAGUAUGUCAUUAAACCUUGGAGUGAUGAUUUCCUAACUUUGUAUGGUGUAGAGUUCAAUAUGUCCUGUACUAAUGGGACAUCUCAGGCAGGGUCAACAAGAGAGGAUAUGCCAGAUGUGACUACUGUACGGUGUAAUGAGACAGGACAAUGGACAUUUUGGAAUUUUAGAUGUUUGGGUGACCCAUGUACAGACCCUGGCAGAAGGCCAGACCAGAGACAGAGUAACAUUACUGAUAGUUAUGAAAUCAAUGCUAAGGUCAAGUAUGAAUGUCUCAGAGAAGGUUUUGAGAUUGCCAAUGAUACAAUCACAUGUAAAGAUUUUGAGUGGGAACCCAGGUAUCCAUCAGAAUGUGUAGAUGUGGAAGCACCAACAUUUGAUGUAGAGUGUCCAUCGGGAAUACUUUACAGAAAACUAUACCAAGAGUAUGGUUUCCAUGCUCCAAAUGCCAGUGACAAUGUCGAAGUGACCAGCUCCAUGGUGGAACCAGCAGGAUACCAUGAAAGCUCACUUUUCGAUGGUUACUUCAAUAUAAGUGAAACAUUUCUGUUUACAUUCUCUGAUGAAGCAGCCAAUGAAAUUAGUUAUACAGUGGAGUUAAUACUGUCUGAGGAGAACCCUCCUAAGAUCACCUGCCCAGACCCUCAUACAGAACCUGUAUAUGCGGAUGAGCCAAGGGAUGUUGUAUUCUCUAAAGACAAUGUAACCGUGACUGAUGGAGAAGGAGAUGUGCGACGUGUGGAGUUUGAACCUGAGAAGCUCCCAGUGAGCCUCGAUGACCUUGGUGAUGUAUAUAACAUAACUGCUACUGCAUUUGACGAGAGGAACAACACAGCAUCUUGUACAUUUCAAGUGAAAGUGGAAGCUGGAAAUUGCGUGACUGCUGACCUUCCACAUCCGAGAAAUGGGACGAUGAAUUGUACAGUUGAAGGCACAGUAACAACAUGUUAUUUCUUCUGUGAUAAGGGAUUCCAGUUUUAUGAUGAAAAAGAAAAGGUUCUAACGUGUGAUUCCAGCAAGGGCGAAAAUUGGAAUAUUACUGAAAUGCAUGAUUGUGUUGCACCACCUCUCGCCAUGGUGGCUGAUACUUACACAAUUGCCUAUAGGUCUGAACCAAUAGGAGCAACCCUCAGUGAGGCGUGCUUGAACCAUACUGUCUUCAAUGAACAUUUCCUCAGGGCUUCAGGAUUAGCGGUGGAAGGUCACCUUGCUUAUAUGUGUGAGGUAGCGAGGGGUAUAUUGUGGGAUGUUGAUUUUCCAGAAGUCAAUUUAACAUUAAAGGAUAAUGAGACAUUAUAUGCUAGUGUUGCCAUACGAAUUGGGCCUGAUGACAUAACAAUAGGAGAUGCAGAAAGUUGCUUCAAUCUCAUAGAUGCUCUUCUGCAAGACAUUGAAAAUAUCUUAACAGAGGCAUCUAAAUAUUUUACUAAUGUCACUGGAAUAGAAGGAUGUCCUAAUUUGAAAGUUGAUAAAGAUGAAACAAAAACACUGACUGGAAGUAUGACUGAUACACAUGGAUUCAAAUGUCUUGGUGAUGAAAAAAAUUAUGUUCUUGAAAAGGUAUCUGACAGUGAGACGGUGUGCAUACCUUGUCCAGCUGGUCUUUUCUAUGAUGUGGAAUCUGAAAAAUGUGUUCUUUGUCCCAUGGGGCAAUACCAGCCAGAUCAGGGCAUGACUGAGUGUAUCGCUUGCCCCAAUGAUACAUGGACUGAAACUGAAGGUGUCUCUCUAGAGAGUGAAUGUUUAGCAACAUGCAACAUACAAGGCAUGUGGUCCUCCACCAGGCUGCCACCAUGUCAACAAUGUCCAAUAGACACAUACCUGGUCAACGCAACGUAUUGUGAAGCCUGUCCAGACAACACUACAACACACAGGCCUGGAAUGACUGAUGAAUCUCAAUGCAUGGGAUUCUGUGAUGAGGGCACCUACUCCCCCAGUGGCUACAAACCCUGUACACAAUGCCCAAAGAAUUUUUACCAGGAUGAAAAAAAUCAAACGCGAUGUAAACGUUGUGAUGGUGAUACAGAGACAUUAAGUGGUGGUUCUAUAUCAGUCAAUAACUGCACAGACAUAAUUUUGAACCCAAGUUACUGCCAAAAUGGAGGUACACCUAUUGCACAGAAUAACACACUCAUGUGUUCAUGUAAAUCAGGUUACAGUGGGCCUACAUGUGAAAUUGAAAGAAACCCAUGUGAUUCAUCCCCAUGUUAUUACAAUGGUAUCUGUUACAAGAAUGACACCCAGAACUACACAUGUGGAUGUGUAGAGGGCACAUCAGGGGAUCGAUGUGAGAAUGACAUAAAUGGCUGCAAUGAGGGGCCCAAUGCUGGUGAAAAGUGCCUCAAUGGUGGAAUGUGUCAGGAUGCCCUCCCUGGUGAAAAUGGCGAGGGCUACAAUUGCUUCUGUACAAAUGGUUGGACUGGUGUAAGGUGUAAUGAGACAGCGAAUGACAAGUGUGUCGAUAAGGACUGUGGGAAUGGAACAUGCAUCAAUCCAGGAGAUGAUAACAUACGUGUAUACUGUGAAUGUGAAUUGGGGUACACAGGAAAAGAUUGCUCUAGCUUCAUAGAUGCCUGUGCCCAGGAACCAUGCUAUUAUGGUGGGAAUUGUAGUAACAUACUCCAUGGCUACAAGUGUGAAUGUCCCAGUUGGACAUACGGCAGCAACUGUGAGUACCUCAUCAACCAAUGUGCAGCUGAUGAAUGUGGUGGCACAGGCGAAUGUGUCAGCCAUUACAACUCACGUGAACAUCUUUGUGUUUGUAGUGCCGGUUUCUAUGGUGAUGGUACAAAUUCUUCGCUACUCAGUGACCUUUAUUCAUCAGGUUCAGAGCAACUUGGUGUAGAAGAGUUUGCAUUUGGAGAUUGCACAGACAAGAGCUACUGUGCCUCAAACCCUUGCAUGGAGGGUGUUUCCUGUGACGAGGAGCUUGAGGGGUUCAGAUGUGGCACAUGCCCCGCAGGGUUCACUGGAUCAAGGUGCCAGAAUAACAUUGACGACUGUGAGGAGGUCACAUGUCAAAACGGUGGGAUGUGUGUUGAUGCAGUGAAUGGUUAUAUUUGUGAAUGUGUAUCCGGAUAUUCUGGUAAGGAUUGUGAAAACAAUGUAAAAACCUGUAGUAAUUGUGAUGAUACUGGGACACAGACCAAGAACAAUGACACUUGCGAGUGCUUCUGUAAACCAGGCUACACUGGGGAAAACUGCACUAUUGAUAUUGAUGAGUGUGCUAGCUCUCCCUGUCUCCAUGGUGGUUCUUGCCAGCAGGAAAUCAAUGACUUCACAUGUAACUGCACUCAAGGCUGGGAGGGUAAAGUCUGUGACACCAUUACAGAUUACUGCGAACUCGACACAUGUAAGAAUGAUGGCUCUUGUUACAAUGUAUUCCAGAACUUCUUCUGCAAGUGUUUGCCUGGCACAUAUGAAGCAACAUGUAAUGAGACAGCCUCCAUUUGUAUGGACACAUCACCAUGCUCGGACAAAGCAAAGAACUGUAGCGACUCUGGUGCCAAUGUGGAGUGCACAUGUCCUGAAGAGUACAGUGACAAAGAAUUCUGUCAUUUCCUGAAAGACUACGAAGAGAGCAAUCCGUGUAAGAAUGGGGGCACUGUGGAGACAAUCUUUCUGCCUUAUGGCUAUAGGUGUCACUGCAAGCAAGGCUAUACAGGGGACACAUGUGAAAAUAAUGUAGCUGAUUGCAGUAGCUUUCCCUGUACUGGUGGAGCAACUCCUGUAGAUGGGGUUGGAGAAUGUUUUUGCAUGUGCCCUCCUGGGAAGAUUGGACCAAACUGCGACAAAGAUAUUGACCGUGAUUUUGACUUGAAUUUUUACUCCAAUGACCGAACUUCUCUGGCAAAACAGGCCUACCCAUUUAGCUUCAACACUACUAGUUUCACUCUCAUGCUCUGGGUUAGAUUUAUUGAUGUCAAUCCAAAAGGAACUUUUCUAACCCUGUAUGGACUGGACACACGUAAUGGUGUUGAGAGGGAAGAAUUGGUGAGAAUGGAUGAUGCCGCUAUCCAUCUUACAUUUGGUUCAGAAACAAAGACAAUACCAUGGGAAGAGGAUCCAGACAAAGAGGGCAGGUUUGACAAUUGCAAAUGGAAAAAUGUUGGAUUUUCCUGGAAUGAAGGAAUCAUUUACGUGUACUACAGUAGCAGUAAAAACCCUAUUAGUACUGAUGCUGACAAAUUUGCCUCUUCAUAUAGGACACCUCUAUUUGGUCUUUUAGUACUUGGGACUGAGCUUGAUUCUGAGUUUGAACCAAAACCAGGUUCAGGGAUGUUAGGGCAUAUCAGCAAUGUCAACAUAUGGACUGGUGGACUGAAUUAUAGCAUCAUAGGAGAUCUUUUUGAGUUUGGUCAUAAUUUUGAUCCAUACCCACUUGAUAAUCUGAUCUCUGAUUGGGUGAACUUUGUGCAAGAGGGAGCCACUGAGAUAGUAAUCGGGUCAGAUAUCAAGUCGAACAACUUGUAUGUUUGUGUUAACAUAGAGGAUACAAAUGCACCAAACAUGACAUGUGACGAUGUCAUCUACGAGUUCAGUGAUGUCAGAGUAACCAAUGUAAAGGACACCAAGCCAGUUGUCACCAACGCCACUGUGGUCCCAGUAGGAGAUGUGUCUCCUGUUUACAUUUGGGAGAAGUACUCCAGGACUUACGUGGCUCAAGAUCCCAAUGGAAACCAUGCAUUCUGUACAGUACCUGUAUAUGUACAAUAUUCAAAUUGCCCUGCUUUAAAACAACCCUCUGGAACAAAAGUAUCAUGUGACCCAGCUGGUCGCACUUGGCCACCUUUCAGCAAUUGUGAAGUGUCUUGUGUGGAUCCAACCCAAAAGUUCUCUCAGCCAAUGCCCAAAUUUGAAACAUGUGGACCAGAAGGAGCAUGGAAUAAAAAGAACCAAUAUCUUAACUAUGAGCUUCCCUCUUGUGCAGAUACCGUAGACAGGAAGUUCCGAGUGAAGAUUACCUUGACGUACAAAGAUCUGUCAAACUGCGGGAGUAAAGAUGACAAGACAGGAACAGACAGAGAUUUUUAUAACAAUAUAAAGAAACAUUUCACAGACACAUUUGAUCCUAAGUGGAAUGGUGAAUUCUGUCAGCCUAACUGUGAUGAUGUUUUCUGUGGAGGAGAUGUGGAUUGUGGAACUGGUCCAGGCACUAAUGAGAUAAAGGUCACCACGACCUGCCAACAACCUGUUUCUAAGGAUAUCAUCGUUGAAGUCACUAUGAAUAACAUAAGCAAUGAAAUUACAAAUACAGAUUUAGAAACCACCUUGACAGAAAGUGCAUUGAUUUCUGACAUCUUUGAUGACCAGAGUUACGACUUCAGUAAAGAAAGGACUGGCUUUGUUCAAAUAAAUGCUAAUGCCUUCCCAGACUACCCCAGUGUCGUCAUUGUUGUUGAACCUGAUUGUCAAGAAGGGGAAACAUACCUCUAUGAGACAUGUGUUGAGUGUGCCAUUGGUACGUUCUACAACUCUACUGGAAAGACAUGUGACAGUUGCCCAAUAGGGCAAUACCAAAAUGCAACAAAACAACUCACCUGUAAGGAAUGCCCAACUGGGGAAACGACAGAGCUACCAGGCACAAAGUGCGAGGAUGACUGCAAAAAAUCGUGUGACCCAGGUCAAUACUUUGACAAGACUAGCGAUUCAUGUGAGAAAUGUCCCAUAGGAUUUUAUCAGCAAGAUGAGGGUCAAUUCUUCUGUUGGCCCUGCCCUGUGGAUAAGACAACAGCCGAAAACGGGACAGUAAAUGCCUCACAGUGUUAUGAUGCCUGCCUUGGAGGGACAGAGCUUAAUGCUGAUGAUGGCAAAUGUAUUGACUGUGAAGUGGGCUACUUCAGGGAAUAUGGCGUACAGACACGUUGCGUACCAUGUGAGGACUACAGACCAGGCUACACAACACGGAGUACCAAGUCAAACAGCACUGAUGACUGCAACUUAAGGGACUGUGACAAAGGCACAUUCAUCAAUGCAACAGAUGAGUGUCAACCGUGCCCGAUAGGAACAUAUAAUCCAGAAAAGUGGCAGACCCAGUGUCAGAACUGUAGCGUGAAUGAACGAACAGACAACCUGGGCUCUAUCAAUGAGACUGAAUGCAAAUUUUUCUGCCUUGAUGGUGAGGAAGAAUCCCCAGGUGGGGGGAGUUGUGUGCCUUGCAAGCAGGGCUUCUAUAGGAGCAACCAGUACAAUGGCUUCUAUACCAACUGCUCUGCAUGCGACGGUGAUAUGCAGACAAGAAGCACCGGGGCUAAGAAUGCAUCAGAAUGUACAUUGUUUGAUUGUGAGGCUGGCUAUAAGGAGACACCAACUGGCUGUGAGGCAUGCCCUAUAGGUAGCUGGCAGAAUGAAACACGACAGGAUUUCUGCUAUAGCUGCACUGAAGGGACUACCACUCCCACCAAUGCAAGUGUCAAUGAGACGCAAUGUACCAAGUAUUGCCCUAGUGGUGAGGAGCUGAUUGGUGAUGACUGUGUUGAAUGUGGACGUGGUUUCUAUAAGGAUAAUUCUGAAGGAUUAUUGGGCAUGUGUGUCAUAUGUGAUCCAGAAUUCAUCACUCUUGGCAAUGGCUCCAUCUCCAGUGAAAACUGCACUAUAGCUAACUGUUCAGCUGGGUACUACCUUGAUGAGGGUGAUAACACAUGUAAAGCAUGUCUCAAAGGCUCAUAUCAGGACAAGGUCUGGCAGACUGGAUGUAUAGAUUGCCCUGGAGAUGAUCAGAGCACUGUGGGGAAUGCUUCAACAUCUGUUACUGAGUGCACAAUUGAAUGUCCAGCAGGGAAAACAGGAACUGUCAACUGUACCAACUGUACAUAUGGUGAAUAUAAAGACAUGGAUGGGCUGGGACCUUGCGAUCCAUGUGAUUCUACAAAGCUCACUCCAAUCUUAGGAGCAACUAGCGAGGAUGAUUGCAGUAUAGGUAAUUGUCGUGCUGGAGAAUAUCGUAAUGCAACUGGGACCUGCAUACCGUGUCCAUCUGGUACAUAUAACAACGAGACCAUACAACUCCCCAGAGCACCCAAUGUUUAUGACACACAGUGUUACAGCUGUGACGCAAAGACUGGGGAUGGUAGGAAUAUCACUAGUGCAGUGGGCUCCGAUAGUGUUGACGACUGUGUCCCCUAUUGCCCAAGUGGAGAAUACAUCAACUCAACAAGUGGAGAGUGUGUUAAAUGUGCCAAGGGAAGCUACAAGGACAACAAUGAUGGCUUACUGGCAAGCUGUACCCCUUGUCCCAACAGCCAACUGAGCACUGAGGGUGAAGGGGCCACAUCUGCAUCUGACUGUAAUGUUGUUGAGUGUCUAGAAGGGAAUUACUACGAUAAACCGAGUAACAAAUGCGUGGAAUGCCCUCAUGGCAGCUACCAACCAUUGGCAGCACAGACCAACUGCACACAAUGUGAGCCAGGCUUUAAUACCACCAACACUGGAUCUACAUCUGCAAGCGAUUGUUCUUCAAUUUGUGAUAACCUUGCAUGUGAUCCUGUGGCCCUGUGCAAUAGUGAUACUGGCUUCAGUUGUAAGUGCCCAGCCCUGUACAAUGGAGAUACAGGCACAACAUGCACAUUCAAGUGUGAUGGAAAGUGUCAACAUGGAGGCACAUGCUACAAUAAUACAGCAGGCACUGAUGUUGCUUGUACAUGCACUGAGGAGUAUACUGGGGAUGACUGUGAAUCAUUACGAGCCCCAGAUAAUGCUACACAAAUCCUGCGGAUCAUUCUAGGCUCCCUUGCUGCCGUAGUAUUAAUUGCCUUGUUGGCAAUUCUUCUAGCUUGCUGUCGUUAUUGCAAGAAGAAAAGAGAAAAGGAGAAAAAAGAAAAGGAAUCAGUAGCAGAAUCAGAUAAGAAAGAGGCUAACUUUGUCAAUCCGAUAUAUGAAGGUCUUGCUCCACCAUACUUUUUCGCAGCUCCAAGAGCAAACAGUUCAAGUAAACCAUUUGUUCCAUUCAUAGAAAAAGAUGAAACCACGUACGAACCAAGUAUAGGACCCAGAAGCAGCAAUAGAUCUAAUAAAGUAUACGAGGAAAAGGUUGAUUGGACUUGGAAAAAAUUAUUAAAUUAGGAACCUUGUGAGUAGAUGGCAGCGCAACAGCAUUCAGUUCUGCGUGAGAAGACAAUGACCUUGACCCAACACUUGCUCAACUACUAAAGACAUUCACAUGACAGGAUACAAUGUACUUUGUCUACAUGGCACUAUACAGUGUACGUAAAUUAUGUGACAGGAUACAAUGGACUUUGUCUGUAUGACAGUAUAUAGUUUAAUUAGUCUACAUGACAGGAUACAAUG